Molecule: messenger RNA, 1961 nt
Organism: Onychomys torridus (southern grasshopper mouse)
Lineage: Eukaryota; Metazoa; Chordata; Mammalia; Rodentia; Cricetidae
Gene: Pigp
Product: phosphatidylinositol glycan anchor biosynthesis class P
Exons: 4
Coding region: 263-751 (162 amino acids)
Biological process (GO): GPI anchor biosynthetic process
Molecular function (GO): phosphatidylinositol N-acetylglucosaminyltransferase activity
Source: RefSeq, a predicted model, not a curated record
ACCGAGCCCCUCGUGAGACAGAGAGAGAGGGCAAGACUCCGGACUGGGCCCGGCGCGGGCCUGGUCCUCGCCUCGGGCCGUCCCGAGUUGCGCAGUUUCCCCCGCAGCGCGCGCUCCCGCCGCCCCCUCGGCUGCAGGGCCGCGCGCGCACGCGGAGGGGCCCCGGUUGGUGCGCGCGCACGCGGAGGGGCCCCGGUUGGCGCGCGCGCGCGCGGGCCUGCGACUCCGCAGUGUGUCCGCGUCCCUGCGAGGAGAUUAUGUAAUGGGCCGGUGGGGAAGGGAGGGGGAUGGAUGGCUGACGACGACUGCGUUCCUUCUCCACAGAUGGUCUGAAGCCGCAGGGAAGAUGGUGGAAAACUCACCGUCGCCAUUGCCAGAAAGAGCGAUUUAUGGCUUUGUUCUUUUCUUAAGCUCUCAGUUUGGCUUCAUACUUUAUAUUGUAUGGGCUUUCAUUCCCGAAUCUUGGUUAAACUCCCUAGGCUUAACUUACUGGCCUCAAAAAUACUGGGCAGUUGCGUUGCCUGUCUACCUCCUUAUUGCUGUUGUCAUUGGUUAUGUACUUUUGUUUGGGAUUAACAUGAUGAGUACCUCCCCACUCAACUCCAUUCAUACGAUCACAGAUAACUAUGCUAAAAAUCAACAGUGGAAGAACUACCAAGAAGAUGCCAUCCCAGCAUUAAGAGAUGUUCCCAUCAGUGAAGUAAACAAGAUGUUCUUCCUUGGAGCUCAAGACCUUAACACCCAGAACUGAACUGUGUGUAAAUAUCCUAACACCAAGCAUGUACAAGUUUGGGGUGAAUAACUUUGAAAAUAAUUAUGUUGGCUGUCCUUUUAAUACCCAAUAUUGACAUGUAAAAACAUGAAAGUUAAUUUCUUAGAUUGAGUUCAAGUGUUAUUGUAAAUAUUUUCAGUUGUGUUUUUAAUUGACAGACUACAAUACCACAUUGCACUAUAAUCAACUUUGUGUCUGUCUGUAUGUACAACAUGCACAUGUUCAUGUGGGUGGGAAUGCACACAUGUACAGUAUAUGUAAAGGUCAGAGGGCAUCUUAUCUCCUCAGGAACCCUUUGAGAAAGGGUUUCCCAUUGGCCUAAUCACCACUUAGACCAGGCUAGCCCACAGCUUCCAGGGCUCUCCCAGUCUCUGUCCCAUCUUGUCAUUACUUUUAUGUGGGUGUUGGAGAGCUGAGCUCUGGUCCUCCUGCUUUUACAGACUAUAUACUGUGCCCACUAAACCAUCCUUCUCUACCUAACAUACAUAUUAGUGCUUCCCAUGACCAGGGACUGUUUAAGCAUGGGAAGGGUAUAAUAAGUAUCUUAAAGAGCUUUUAGAGGUUGAUUGAUAGAUAAGCAAAUACUGUCUGUGAAUGAGUGCUAUGUAGAGCAUUGAGGUCAUGUAGUGUUCUAGAAAGCACAAGGAGAUAAUCUGGGUUAUUGAAGAAACCCUCUUCUGUAGAAUAAUAAAUAAAUGGUGUCUUGUAUGCAGACCACUACACAGCCAAGCAACCAAGAACAGUGUCUCCCAAGUCUUCUAACAUGCAGCCAUGGUUGUAAAUGACUGUCCUAUCUGCUUACCCUGAGCCAGUGGUCCAGCAAGACUGUGGCUGCUACCUUGGAAAGAGCAGGAAGUGAUCAAUGUUCACAAUAUACUUUUGUCCUCUCCAAGGACCAGUGAUGGGCAGGCAACGUUUUUUAAAUUAACUGGAGUGAAGCGUAGUACUCUCCGGCACCUUAGCUUCAAAAUCGACUUUUCAUUCUGUCUCUACCUUAUAAGGGGCUGUUUUUUCACAUUAUGGGCUGUAUUUCUUUUUGAGGAUUAUGAUAAACUUAGUGAAGCUUCUCUCCACUUUAAAUAAUCUCAGGACCUGUCAGAUAGCUUGUAAAAAGUGGAACCUCCAAAGAGCUCUCGUGUGAUUUUAUGUAUUGUGUUAAUAAAUAAUAAACCAGGGGAAGUGAGAUGAU